AUCACUGAUCAUCAGAAAGAGCCAAAGACGUCGGCUCUGUCAUGUGAUCAGCUGUGUCCAAUCACAGCUGAUCGCAUGGCACUGAUGAUCAGUGUGCCCUGAUGAUCAGUGUAGCCCCAGCAGUGCCACCUGUCAGUGUCCAUCAAUGCCACCUGUCACUGCCCAUCAGUGCCACCUGCCAGUGCCACAUCAAUGCCACAUAUCAGUGCCUACCAGUGCACAUGAAUGCCACAUAUCAGUGCCCAUCUGAGCUGCCUUUCAUGCCACCUAUCAGUGUCAGUAAGUGCCACCUA
Molecule: messenger RNA, 293 nt
Organism: Staurois parvus
Lineage: Eukaryota; Metazoa; Chordata; Amphibia; Anura; Ranidae
Source: the annotation of a GenBank genome assembly